UGGUUAGAAUAUUAUGAUUUUGAAGCUAUGAACGACAUCAACAUAUGAGUACUGUCGAUAUAGAAGAUGGUCGAAUUGCAAGAUGUUAACUAGAUGAUGUCUCGAACCGAAAUGGUCAGAUAGCUUUGUCUAUAACCUCUUGCAGUGCUGUUGGAUGGUGGUAUACAGUUAUUUAGGGCAGUAAUGUAGAUGUAAAAUUGUAGAUGCCGAUUUGUUGUAGCGCUAAUGAUGAUCCAGCGACCUUGUUCUGUUUGUUUCGAAUUAAAUUAAGUAUACAUUGUCUUAAAUAUGGCAGGAAGCUAUUAUUUUGUAAUAGUUGGUCAUUCGGACAAUCCAAUAUUUGAAAUGGAAUUUGCUCCAGCAAGCAAAGAAGCCAAGAAAGAAGAUCACAGGCAUCUGAAUCAAUUCAUAGCUCAUGCAGCUCUCGAUUUGGUGGAUGAACACAUGUGGAAGACUAACAACAUGUAUCUUAAGUCUGUUGAUAAAUUCAACCAAUGGUUUGUGUCAGCAUUUGUGACUGCAAGCCACAUGAGAUUUGUUAUGGUACAUGACAACAAAAAUGAAGAUGGAAUAAAGAACUUCUUUAUGGAAAUGUAUGAAACAUAUAUAAAAUAUUCCAUGAACCCAUUCUACAAAAUUAACACUCCAAUCAAGUCCCCAGCAUUUGAACGGAAAGCCCAGUUUUAUGGGAAGAAAUAUUUGCUUGUGUAAUUUGUACAAUUGGGGGAGGAUGCUGAUGGCUGCUGUUGGUUGCUGAUGGAAUUAGCAAUUACUUAUGUUACCAUCCCACAAUUUUCUGUACUAAUAUAAAUUGUGUUAUUAAGUUCUAAGUAACGAUUAAAGUUAAUUAAUUUUUGUAUGAAGUCA
Zootermopsis nevadensis is the source of this 867-nucleotide messenger RNA. It is a transcript of the gene Trs20, whose product is annotated as trafficking protein particle complex subunit 2. Gene Ontology annotation, biological process: endoplasmic reticulum to Golgi vesicle-mediated transport. Lineage: Eukaryota; Metazoa; Arthropoda; Insecta; Blattodea; Termopsidae. The record is from RefSeq and is a predicted model, not a curated record.